ACGCCAGCCAAUAUUAUUUAAAUACCAUGUGUGACACAAAUGUCUGGUUUUGUGGGAAAAUAAACCUGCUAUAAAUAAACCUGCUAUAAACUCAUUCUUUUAUUUAUGAUGGUAGACAUCAUCCUGGGAAACUAAUACUAUCCGAACAGGGCUGAUGGAUACUGCAGCUGUAGUUCAUUCUACUGAAAAAAAUAAUAGAAAAAUAGGACAGCAGAACAGAAAGCACAUUAUAGACAUCCCACUCCAACAUGAAACAUCUGUUAUCAUGAACUAAGAAAGAUGCCUGUUUGCAGUGUAUCAUCAGAUGGGCAAACAAUCCAAUAAACUGAAUAUCACACUCCUCCAUUUCAAACACAAACACACCUAUCAGUAACAUCAAAGUCCAUAUAAAUAUACACACACAGAAUGAUGACGUGGUCACCACACUAUUACGCACCUCUGCAAGGCCUCAAUGUAUGAAAACCACAUGUCAGUUUGUUCAGAGCAACAGAAUGGAUGAACAGCGGUGUGCCCUUCCUCCACCCCUUAAAACUGAGGAGGACUACAUCCCAUACCCCAGUGUUCAUGAGGUGUUAGGCAGGAAAAGCCCUUUUCCUCUGAUCCUGCUGCCUCAGUUCGGAGGUUACUGGAUUGAAGGCACCAACCACAAGCUGAGCAACGGAAAUGACCUGGAUCAACUGCUGUCUCCUACGUCCCACAUCAAACUGGAAACAAACACUACAGCCAAGAUCUACAGGAAACACUUUAUGGGAAAGGAGCACUUUAAUUACUACACAAUGGAUAGCGCUCUGGGCCACCUGAUCUUCUCAGUUAAAUAUGAAGUGAUUGGAGAUCAAGAACACCUACGUCUGAUGUUAAGGAGCAAACAGAAGACAUAUCACGACGUGAUCCCGAUAUCUUGUCUGACCGAAUUCCCCAACGUUGUCCAGAUGGCCAAGCUUGUGUGUGAGGAGGUGAACGUGGAUCGUUUCUUCCCAAUACUUUACCCAAAGGCUUCAAGGCUGAUUGUGACUUUUGAUGAGCAUGUCAUCAGUAACAACUUCAAGUUCGGAGUAAUAUAUCAGAAGUUUGGACAGACUGUUGAGGAGGAGCUGUUUGGAAAUAAUGAGGAAAGUCCAGCGUUUGUAGAGUUUUUAGAGUUUUUGGGGCAGAAGAUCGAGCUCCAUGAUUUUAAAGGUUUUCGGGGAGGCUUGGACGUGACACAUGGACAAACGGGCACAGAAUCAGUCUACUACAACUUCCAUAACAAAGAGGUCAUGUUCCACGUAUCCACCAAGCUCCCCUACACUGAAGGUGACAUGCAGCAGCUGCAGAGGAAGAGACAUAUAGGAAAUGACAUUGUGGCCAUUGUGUUCCAAGAGGAGAACACUCCCUUUGUGCCAGACAUGAUCGCAUCAAACUUCCUUCAUGCCUACGUUGUGGUACAAGUGGAGAAUCCAUGCUCUGAUAAUGUCCUAUACAAGGUGUCGGUGACCGCGAGAGAUGAUGUCCCUUUCUUUGGACCAACUCUACCUGAUCCUGCCAUAUUCAAGAAGGGACCUGAGUUCCAUGAGUUUUUAUAUACAAAGCUCAUCAACGCUGAGCAUGCCUGCUACAAAGCUGAGAAGUUUGCCAGACUGGAGGAGCGCACUCGAGGAGCCCUGCUGGAGACGCUGUACGAAGAGCUGCAUAUCAACAGCCAGGCCAUGAUGGGGCUCAUUGGGGAUGAGGAGAAGCUCGAGAAUGGAGGCGGAGGAGGAGGGGGCUUCUUUGAAUCUUUCAAGCGGGUGAUCCGCAACAGGAGCCACUCUCUGGAUGCCAUGAGUUUCAGUAUUGGGAAGCGCACGGUCUCCUCUAGUCACAGCGGCAGUUUUCCCCACAACAACAACAACAACAACGAUCAGCUGCUCUCACCAGAGGCCCCCAAAUACGCUGGGAUAUCAUUGCUUGUCCCAGGGAAAAGUCCCAGUAAAUACGGACGUCGCGGCAGUGCCAUAGGGAUAGGAACAAUAGAAGAGGUUCAUUCUCUGAUCAUUCCUGGGAAAAGUCCAACGAGGAAAAAGUCUGGCCCGUUCAACUCCCGCAGGAGCAGCGCCAUCGGCAUCGAGAACAUCCAGGAGGUGCAGGAGAAAAACAGCAGAGAGAGUUCUCCGAGCGCACAGAAGACUCCUGACAGUGGACACAUAUCACAGGAGCCCAAGUCUGAAAACUCGUCCAAUCAGAGCUCACCUGAGGUCCUUGUCACGAAGAACAGCUCGGCCAUGUGCUUCAGAGCUCCUUCCAUCCCUGAAGCUCAUGACUUGUCACGCUCCUCCUCAAAUGCCAGCAGUUUUGCCAGUGUGGUGGAGGAGAACGAGACCGAGGCCACUGAGGACUAUGAUACAGGCAUGGAAAGUCUGUCAUCAGCAGGAACACCACACAAGCGGGACUCGUUCACCUACAACACAUGGCUAGAGGACAACGCAAACAACAUCAGCACCACCAGAAAGGGAAGCUCUCCUGGUAUAGGCAAACCACCCGACGGGGGUAAAGGUCAUGAGCAGAACCGCACGGAUAUCCGCAUCAAACUAGAUCGACCGCUUGACCACAAGUCUACAUCGAACUGCUAGUCUCUCCAAUCUGAUUACAUCAUGGAUCUCCAUCAACAGUUACCAUUAUAGCAUUCCUACAAACCUCAUGAGCUCGGGUUUUCACCGUGACUGCUACUGCUGCUGAAGAUGAUGAUGAUGAUGAAGAAGAUGAAAAUGGCUCCAGCCUGUACCACAGUGACAGAUGACAGGAUUGUGAUUAUGUACAUAAUAGAGUGACGAUGCCCUGCAUCAGACUCCUGCUUUACUGGUAGCCCAGUAAAGGACCGAGUGAGAGAGAGAGAGGCAGAGAUGGGGAGCACAGACUGCAUGGAGAAACUUCAUUUGCACUGCAUCACUUUCCUUUUCAUGGUGAAUUUCUCAUCUGGUUUCCACUUUGCUGGAUUCGGCCUGUUCUGUUCAGUCCUCAGUACCGCUUCUAAUCCAUCAAUCAAGUGGUAUUUUUGCCUUUUAAGCAUAGACUGCUAUCCUUUUCUCAUCUUAGCGAAAGGCUCCUAAAGCUGUGCCAUGUUGAGCUCCAAAUAUCCCAAAAAAAGCAGCAUGCAGCAGGAGCUCGUUCAUCAGGGAAAGCUGACUGGAAUGUUUCUCAGACAUUGGCAUGGGCAUGCUGUUUUAUUUUUAUUUUAUUUAUUAUUGUUAUCUGAUUUUUGCCUCUGCGUAAUCACUACUGAUAUUGGUAUUGUGUUACAUCUGAAGGGAAAAAAAUGUACAGUCUAACAUACAUACAGUCGGACAUAUAAAACUACAGAGCAAACAUUUUUGUCAAUAUCAUUCCCAGGCAGUCAACAAAAUUAAAAAAAAAAAAAAAAAAAACGAAUGAGCUAUAGUCAGCUCAUUAUAUAUUCUUUAAAUAGAAAUUGCAUAAAAAUACCUGACUAAACCCUCAAAAAGGUGAUUCAUCCAGCCAGCUAAGUAGCUCCAGCAUUCAUAGAAUGGGAUCGGUUGUGUUAUAAACCUCAUGUGUCCUGUCUAUAGUGAGAAAAUCUCCUUCAUUGAGUCUUGGUUAUUUGUGUGCAAAGGACGUUCACCUUAAUUAUAUAAAACACCGAAAACAUUAGAUACAACAGACUGUGAAUUCUUUCUGUAAUGUGCUCACUUGAGUAUAAAAUGGUGUAUCGGUUCUUUGUUAAUGUAUUUGGACCCUCGAUCUGUGAAGAAUGCCACCUUAAGGGUUUACGUCUGCUUAAAGCAUUCAGGCCUUCCCAUUCAAAUCCACGCCAUGACAGAAAUAGUCAUACAUGGUGAGUUUUUGUUUUGUUUUUUAUUUCAACUCAAGCUGUUUUGUAAAAUACAUUCCCCCCCCCCAGACAUAAAGAUUAGUCUAUUUAGAUCAACGCCAUAUAAUCAUAGGCCUAAACCUGACACUGUCUUUGUACCUGAGUAAUGCCAAACUCACUGAUCAUGUGUCCUUAUUUAAAAUGUGAUAUCAUUGAGAAUUUCUAGCGCAAAGGAUAACAGUGCAUGUGGUUGCCUUACUGUAAGGAACAUCGGCAAUCAGGGAGGAUGCGAGGUAGCUGAAGGUAUAACUGUUGAGUAAAUAUUCAAGGAUAUAUAUAUGCGUAUUUAUUUUUGAAAAAAAAUGAGUUUAACUUUGUGUUUUAUUUGUCCCAGUGGCCUGUGCAUGAGCAGAAUUUUCUAUUCAUUUCUGUUGGUAACAAGCUAAAAUCAGGAUUAUGAAUUAAUCCAGUAAACCUUUAAUCUCUUAAAAUAUGUAGUUAUGAGAGAGGUGAGUGUGUUCCCAGUGAGGAGCCCUGGGAGGUGAAGGAGAGUUUUACGUACGUACGUACGUCUUCCUGACAGACUUUGAUCUCAGUCUUGCUCGAUAAUGCAAGUCAUCACUGUGUGAAAAUGAAGGACAUUUUCAAAGUUCAUAGAAAUACUUUGAAUUAAAUGUAUAAAAGGGAAAAUAUUCGGGGGGGGGGUUGUUUUUGUUUUUUUCCUGAAACAAAUUAAUUGCCUCUGUCAGUCAGUCCUGUUUAGUGCUUUUGUGCCCCUUUGAGAUCAAUUCUGGUCUUUUUUUUUUUAAUCUAGAAGUAUCAAUCGUGUAGUUUCAGUGCAAACGUCGAAAUAGGAAACAAAAAAAAAAAAUUGAGCAGGAAAUGUGUGCUGCUUAAAACAGGGUACAAAUCAAGCAAUGCUACAGCUCUUAGUGUGACCUCUUCAUGCUUUUGUGGGCUCAUUUGUGUAAAUACAGCUGUUUUGUACAUAGGCCUACUGCCCCAAAAAAUGAUGAAAUAAAGAGAUUUGGGUGGAAUAUU
Molecule: messenger RNA, 4825 nt
Organism: Neoarius graeffei (lesser salmon catfish)
Lineage: Eukaryota; Metazoa; Chordata; Actinopteri; Siluriformes; Ariidae
Gene: rap1gapa
Product: RAP1 GTPase activating protein a
Exons: 23
Coding region: 456-2588 (710 amino acids)
Biological process (GO): activation of GTPase activity; regulation of small GTPase mediated signal transduction
Cellular component (GO): cytoplasm
Molecular function (GO): GTPase activator activity
Source: RefSeq, a predicted model, not a curated record